GUCCCAUUCUCCCAAGCAGCAGCCAAAACGAGGUCAUCCACCCGCUGCCACAGUCCACUUGCUCCGGCCUCCCAAGCCACAUGAACGACACGCCGUGACCUGCCCGUUUUCUGUUGCCUGCCCAGCUUCCAGAACCACACUCAUUACGUACAAGACUACUCUUUUUCUUCACUACUCCCCUUUUUCUUCUCCCAAUACUUUGCGCAACCUUGCAGCAGCUGUUGCUUGCUAAGCUUUCGUGAUCCGCAGCAGAUCCGCCUCUCCCCGAAAUCCCCAUCGAAGCUCAGACGGUCCCCCGAGAGAAACGCUUGGUCGGAUCUCCCGCGAUGCAUUUCCCUCGACUAUCGCGGGCCGAAGGAGCCUUUGUGCUGGCACUGCUGUUGGCGCCUCUGCCGGCGGCCGCGAUGCUCGAUUGCAAACACAUCCGAGUCGACGACGUCUCAUUCAACCUCGAGGCGCUAGGCGGACCGCACAGCGUUGUGACCAGCCAGUGGCACCCCCCUACGUACACCAACACAUCCUAUACCGUCGAUAUCUGUGCUCCCUUGAAGCGCAAAGGAGACGUCAAGAAGGAGGAGCAGUGCCCCAGUUUCACAAGAGUUUGUGCCAUUGAACGCAACAUCCAUCCAGGCGACGACAAGAAGGACGAAGUCGAAAAAGUGAUACCCAUCGCCGGCGAACUUGGCGACCUCGGCGGAGGCAAACUGGACGCCACAGCAGAACGACUCAAGUCGAGCGACUCCAACUCGGACGCGAAGAAGGAGGGCGUCCGCCUCAUCCUCAACGGAGGCUCGUACCCGCUCAAUAAGAAGGGCAGGAACCAAAAGGCCAUCAUCGAGUUCCUCUGCGACCGUGACAGGACGGGUCUCGAGGGCGAGGUCAAGCCCGAGGACCAGUACGACGGCAGCCAGUUCCGCGCGCGCGAGGAGGGCAAGGAGGGCGAGGAUGACGGACCCUCGCCCGACGAGAAGCAGGUUCUGCUCAACGGGACGGCCUUGAUCUGGAACAGCUACGGCCCGAACGAGAAGAACGACAUGGAUGUGCUGAGGUUAACGUGGCACACCAAGUACGCGUGCGAGGACGCGUACGGCAAGCCGCCUGCGGAGGGUGGCAGUGGUGGUGGUGACACGAGCAGCCACUGGGGCUUCUUCACCUGGCUCUUUGUCUUGGCCUUCCUCGGUAUCGCCGCAUACCUCAUCUUCGGCUCGUGGCUGAACUACAACCGAUACGGUGCUAGGGGCUGGGAUCUUUUGCCGCACGGAGACACCAUUCGCGAUAUCCCCUACCUGGUGAAGGACUGGACUAGGAACGUGCUCAACACCGUAAACACUAGCGGUGGCCGGGGCGGAUACAGUGCCGUCUAGGUGUGAGAACUGAGAUGAUGAUCCUCGUCCACAGCACCCGCUCACAAAAAGAAAAAGAGAUGGCCCAGGGAAAGAAAGAGGAAAGUGUACAUUUUAUGGCUGUAAACUGGAUUAGUGGCUACGGUUUCUGGGUUGCAUAAUUCUCGCGAGCCCAAGUCGCGACUUUGGAGUUGGGACCGGUGUCUGGUCCUAUGGAGCUUUGUCGCAUUAGCUUGUUUGUCUCUCAAGAAAUACACAUCUGAUUGAAAUGG
This is a messenger RNA of Colletotrichum scovillei, 1615 nucleotides long. RefSeq lists its product as uncharacterized. Lineage: Eukaryota; Fungi; Ascomycota; Sordariomycetes; Glomerellales; Glomerellaceae. The transcript has 3 exons. The record is from RefSeq and is a predicted model, not a curated record. Bases 327 to 1364 code for a protein of 345 amino acids.